AUGGCAUCGUUAAAAGCCCAGAAGAUCGCUUCGACCCCCCAAAAGUCCCCUGCUGCGCCCGCUCCUCUCGAGGAAAGCCCAGGCAUUUGGCGCCAUCCCCGACUCGCAGAAAUCACUAGCCGGCAGCAAGCAACCAGCUUUACUGAGAAAAACUUGAAGGCCAUAGUGUACAAUGUCGUUGGGUGGAUGUUGCUUGCCGUCCUGAAGGCGACCGCAAGGAAAUACUUGCCAACCCCAGCUCCGAACAUCAAGACCAUAUCGACCAACUUCUACUACCUUCUACUUCUUGCGCCCAUCUACAACAUUGUUACUGCAUUCUGGCCUCUGAUCCGAGUGCUGAUAUGGGGGAAAGAUGAACUCGCUGACAUACCCCUGACGCCGGGCCAACGAAAGCUCCUUGGUCUUCCUCCGUCAUCUGCACCUCCCACCCCGGGAUCCGCAUACAGCACGCCGCCACGAUAUUCGCGCACCCCUUCGAUAUCGGGAUCAGCUGGAAGCAAGCGAAGCUUCUCGGGCGACUCGCCUCUGUCCAACCGCGGCAGCCUCUUUAAUGGGAAUGGAAGUGGCGGCAACAGCAGUGGCGCUUUUGGAGGACCAAUAUCUCCAUUCUCGCCAGGGAACAGCCCGCUGUUGCAGAAAGCCAUGCAUGGAGCACGACGGUCGUCGAUAGGUUCGGCGAGUCCGCUGGCUGCAAGCUUCGGUACUAGUUUCGGUGCAAGCACGUCCUCGUCCAUCUUUGGCGGGGGAAUCGACAGUCCCAGCCCGAGCCCUGCCAACGGCAAGAGAGGUAGUCUGGCUUUGAACAACAAGUGGUUGUACGAGAGGGGAAGGAGAAGUUCCGGUAAUACAUGGCUCCAUACUUAA
Molecule: messenger RNA, 864 nt
Organism: Pseudomassariella vexata
Lineage: Eukaryota; Fungi; Ascomycota; Sordariomycetes; Amphisphaeriales; Pseudomassariaceae
Product: nuclear pore complex component-domain-containing protein
Exons: 2
Coding region: 1-864 (287 amino acids)
Biological process (GO): protein import into nucleus; spindle pole body duplication
Cellular component (GO): nuclear pore transmembrane ring; nuclear outer membrane
Source: RefSeq, a predicted model, not a curated record